AUCCAUUAAAUAAUUGUUCGUAUAAAGCCUUUCAUCUUCGACAAAACCCUAGACUGAGUGACAGCUGAAACUCGAUUGCAAAAAUGGUGCAGCGUCUCACAUAUCGCGCCCGGCACAGCUACGCCACCAAAUCCAACCAGCACAGGAUCGUCAAAACCCCUGGAGGGAAGCUAGUGUAUCAGACGACUAAGAAGAGGGCAAGCGGGCCCAAGUGCCCUGUUACUGGCAAGAGGAUUCAAGGGAUCCCUCACUUGAGGCCUACUGAGUAUAAGAGGUCCAGAUUAUCUAGGAAUCGGAGGACUGUUAACCGAGCUUAUGGAGGUGUAUUGUCUGGAGGUGCUGUCAAAGAAAGGAUCAUCAGGGCCUUUCUGGUGGAGGAACAGAAGAUUGUGAAAAAGGUGUUGAAGAUCCAGAAGGCAAAGGAAAAGCAAGCUUCAAAGACCAAAUGAAACUCUACUGAGUUCUAAGUAGCUUCAGACUACACUGAUUUUGGCUUAUGGUGAGCUAUGGGAUCUAUUUCGAGGUGUUCCAAUUUGUACCUUUACAUUUUGUUGUGGAUGGUUUAAGUUAUGAUGUUAAGUACAUUUUCUUCAGAAAUCCAUCCUACCAUGGAAUUUCCUGUUUUGUAUUUCAGUGGUAACAUAUACGCUUUCGAAUUAUUUGUGUAGUGUCAGAUUACUAGCUUUA
Messenger RNA from Pyrus x bretschneideri (Chinese white pear), 687 nucleotides. Its product is annotated as 60S ribosomal protein L34. Gene Ontology annotation, biological process: translation; ribosome biogenesis. Gene Ontology annotation, molecular function: structural constituent of ribosome. Lineage: Eukaryota; Viridiplantae; Streptophyta; Magnoliopsida; Rosales; Rosaceae. Gene Ontology annotation, cellular component: cytosolic large ribosomal subunit; ribosome. The coding region runs from base 84 to 449 and encodes 121 amino acids. The transcript is spliced from 4 exons. The record is from RefSeq and is a predicted model, not a curated record.